Dendrobium catenatum is the source of this 3587-nucleotide messenger RNA. RefSeq lists its product as uncharacterized. The record is from RefSeq and is a predicted model, not a curated record. Bases 780 to 3164 code for a protein of 794 amino acids. The transcript is spliced from 5 exons. Lineage: Eukaryota; Viridiplantae; Streptophyta; Magnoliopsida; Asparagales; Orchidaceae.
CUCACACUCUCUCGGUGGCUUAAAUCUGGUAAACCGGUUCACACCCAAAGCUACACACCACGGGCCAGUAGCCAUGGCGGCAUGGUCUGUGCCAUUUCUCGAGUUCCAACUUCUUUCUGGUAAAUGCCUGCCCCCACCAAUUACCAUCUUUCUGCCGCAGACGCACUCAGGCUUGCUCCCUCGGGCAGGCUUGCUCGCUCGAUACCGCGACUUGUUUCGCUCACUAUUGGAGGUGAAGCUCGCUUCCUCCGGCUAUUUUCAGGCAGAUAUGCCUCAUGGGUGAGUGAGGAAGAUAAAGGAAGCUUGUCCCAUCAGAAACCGAGCUGCCAGACAGCAGGGAAUGCUGAAAUAGUGAUCAAACAAAUACCAUUUAUGCUCCGUUUAGAUCUGUCUACAGGACGACAUGGAGUUUUUUCUUCGGAUCCGAAGUUCUUCUUUUAUCCAUCGUUCACUGUUGUGGUUUCCGGUUUGUAUUCUACGCCUCUCUAGAUCCUGCGACCCUAGGCCUACUUUUUUGUCUUUUUUUGAAAUAGAUUUGCAUUGCGUUUUCCUCUGUUUUCAACUGUACUUCGGAUUUACGGUAGGAAAACGGUUUCCGCUUUUCUAUUUUUUCAGAAGGUCUGGAGUUGCGUUGUAUUCGUGAAGAGAUUUGUGCCGCAUUGGAUGAGAUAGUGGGUUUCGCUAUGUUCUUGUAAUGGAGAGCUAGCAUUUUUCUGGAACUGGAAUGCGGUGAUCCGUGUUAGUUAUGGCAGCUGCUUUUUGAAGAUUGCAUUUUAGAGAUGGAGAGUUUACAAGAAGAUGAUUUGAAGGGGAUGAAUGCUUCAGCUGGAGGCCUCGUAUGGGUCCGCCGGCGGAAUGGUUCAUGGUGGCCUGGACGAAUACUGUGCGUUGAUGAACUGGCCAAGUGCUUGCGCACCAAGAAGGCCGGAACACCCGUCAAGCUGCUUGGAAGAGAGGAGGGGACUGUGGACUGGUAUAAUUUGGAGAAGUCUAAGCGUAUUAAAGCAUUUCGCUGUGGGGAGUACGAUGACUGUAUUGCGAGGGCUAAAGCUUCUGCUAUUCGCUCAAACAGGAGAACAGCUGAUUCAGGGAAGUAUGCUCGCAGAGUAGAUGCUAUUCUUCAUGCACUUGAGCUUGAAAAAUGCCAUUUAACCAGUGGGAAUAGCAGCAAGGUCAGUUGUAUCGCUGAAGAUUCGCUUAAACAGAAAAAAAUAAUGUUCAAGAAUAGGAGGGAAAUUGUUUUUACUGCAAGGAAAUCUGGCAAACCCAAAGAAAUCUAUACUCAUGAACUCUCUCACUCUGUUGCAUUAUUUGAACGAUCUGAGCAACCAUUGAACAGUGCCGUACAUAAAAAGAGACGGAAAAAUCCAAAUGAUUCUGAAGAUGAUGGCGAUGAAGGAAUAAGGAGAAUGAAAGAUCUCCAGGACCUAAGUUUGGGGAUGGUAUCAACAGGGAAGCCUAAUGUGCGUGCUAGCAUGAAAGAAACCUGUGCCAAAGGCUCAUCUGGGCGUGCUUCACAAAAUGAACCGGACUUUGAUAACAAUUCAUCUAGUAUUAGCCAUAGAAGCAGCUUUAAAAAUUCUUGUUUAUCGUCUAAAACUACCCGGUUAUUUCAUGUAUGUCAGAACUUAAAGCGGAGAAAUCGCCGGCGGCGGCGACUAACUAAAAUUUGGGUGGGUUCGGACAGUGUUAAGGUAAAUGUUCCAUUAAUCUAUCAGGACAGUGUUAUUACUGGAGAUUUACCUUCUUAUGGAAUCACCAUGAAACGUCUAAAUGAUCUAAAAUCUUCUUCAAAGAAGAAAAAAUUCUCAUUAAUGGAUACUAGUAGUCUUGACUGCUCAGAAAGUUCAUACGAAAGAACCUCACUACAUGCUCAAGAAAAAAAUGGCACUGCAGUUUAUGAUUUAAAUCCUCCCUCUGUGGUGAGGGAUGAUGCUGAUGAUAAUAACCUUUCGAAUGGCUUGGUCAACGUUCCUAUUCUUAUUGGGGAAAGAAAUGUGGAAGGUGUCCUGCCCAUCUGCAAGACUCGUGCAUCAAGAAAAAAUCACUCCUAUUUAUCAGAAAAGCUCUCUGUCCAUUCCGUUCAAGUUUGUAUGGUUUCAAAAGCUGGUGAAGGACUUGUUGAGGCUUCCUCUACAAAUUCUGUAUCUCCUGCUAAUCAUAUCGCCCAGAGAUUAAAGAAGAACAACAUCGGCCUCAAUUCCAAAGUAAGGGGACAUUCUAAAUAUUCAAGUUUAAACAUGAAUCUAAAUUCAGUAAGUUCUGAUGAUGAAGCUGAAAAUGCUUGUGAUGGCUCAUUGACCUCUGAUAUCAGUGAUCAAUCAGUCAGAAGUGGAUCUCUUACAGAACUAAGUAAUUUCCAUGAAGCUCAGACCAUACUGGCUUCAAGUGCCACAGCAAACGAUUUCCCAUGCAUAUACAAGUCUUUGCAGUCCGGCAACAAUCUACAGUGUAGCUACUCAACCUCUAGUGCUCAACUAAAGGGAGCUUUAAGAGAGGUCUUCACCUCCACCAUGCAAGUGCAAGAUUCUGAUAAACGUGAGCAGAGUCUUGUCUCCAUUUCCCCUCGAUGUGCAGUACUGGAACUAUCCAACAGUGCCAGUGUGGCGUCCCUAUAUGAGGUUGAGUUGAAGGUGCAAGCUAACUAUCAUGGUCAGCGAGCACCUCUAGUUUCUCUUGUUAGUAAAUUGGAUGGUAAAGCCAUUGUAGGUCAUGCUAUCGCUGUUGAAAUUUUAGGUGAUGGCUCCAGCGCUGCUUUGCUGAAUAGUAGCAUUAAUUUUCUCAGAAACAGGGUUAAUAUAAUUUGUAAACUGAGCGAAAAGCUUAAUGACCUGAAAAAGUCAGAACUGAGUGUUCAUGAAACAUCUCAUCUUUCAUGUACGAACUCUCCUUUGUUGGAAAGGAGAUCUCUUGUGGGAAGGAAUCUUUCAUGUAAGAACUCUUCUUUGUUGAAAAGGAAACCUCUUUGUGGAAGGAGAUCUGGCUUUUCUCCUAGAAAGAUUCGUAGGUUAUCCUCCAUUACCGUUGAUCUCAACAGCAAGGACAAUGUCAGAGAAAUAAUUGUGGAAAAGGUGGAGCCAUUGUUUGUCUGCUGCAUACCACUCAGAGUUGUUUUUGGCCGGCUGCAUGAAGCACUGGGCUGUUCGUCACAACCAGCUAAGUGAAUAUCUUGUGAUGUUUCUCAUAUCCUCCCUGGACAUAGAAGUCGUAGAUUUUGAACUAGAAGGUUUUUCCUAACAUUGCAGAACGGCCUAUGGUGUAAAGCAUAGAAGUUCUUGUUCAUAAUAGUAUGCAUCCAACUGUAGUGGUAGAUAAUCUUUAGUUGGUUUUGUCAACUGAUCAGCUUGAAGUAACUCUUCUGCUUUGGCCCUUACGGCUAUGUAACAACAUUUAGGGCUAAUGUGCUUCAUUUUUGACAUAGUAUUAGUAGAAAAUAUUGUUUAUGCUCUUUAGCUUUCCUGUUCUUGGUAUGAAUUCAUGUCCUUUGACCUUUUUGUUAUUGGCUUCAACGUUUCAUUCUGCAAGUGUCAAAGGAGUGGUAAUUUUGUGCAUAUACAAAAAUGUCAAUAUAUUGUUCUUUGCUUCCA